This is a messenger RNA of Dromiciops gliroides (monito del monte), 4532 nucleotides long. It is a transcript of the gene VAPA, whose product is annotated as VAMP associated protein A. Gene Ontology annotation, cellular component: plasma membrane; endoplasmic reticulum membrane. The transcript is spliced from 6 exons. The record is from RefSeq and is a predicted model, not a curated record. Gene Ontology annotation, molecular function: FFAT motif binding. Bases 430 to 1179 code for a protein of 249 amino acids. NCBI's taxonomy places the organism in Eukaryota, Metazoa, Chordata, Mammalia, Microbiotheria, Microbiotheriidae. Gene Ontology annotation, biological process: neuron projection development.
GCACGCGGGAGCGCGCAGGAGAGUGAAGGCCCCAACCGCGCUAAAGCUCCAAGGGCGGGGCGGGUGGAGAGGAGGCCCAGGACGCCGCGGUGGCGCGCACGACUCACGCAUGGGCGAGUCACGUGGGACAGCGAGGAUCGCAGUGCGCGUGGCCGCGGUGGCCGGUGUGGGGUUGAGUCAGUUGCUAGUGGGGGGGAAAGCGACUGGUCGUCAGACUGCCCGUCCCGCUGGCUGAAGCAGGAAGCGAGCGAGCGGUGAGCCCAGGCUGGUGACUGUGCCCUUCUCACAGCCCCGGCGCUUCGCCAUCUCUCCCCUCUCCUCCUCCUUCGGCUCCUCCCACUCUACCUCUCCUGGACAACCCCCCCUCCCCCCCACCCAGGCAAACCGCCGCCUCGGGCGCGCCCCCGCUCCCCCUGCGCUGUCUCUUCGAUGGCGGCCGCUGCCGGGGCCAUGGCAAAGCACGAGCAGAUCCUGCUCCUCGACCCGCCCACAGACCUCAAAUUUAAAGGCCCCUUCACAGAUGUAGUUACUACAAAUCUUAAACUUCGAAAUCCAUCAGACAGAAAAGUAUGUUUCAAAGUGAAGACAACAGCACCUCGUCGGUACUGUGUGAGGCCGAACAGUGGAAUUAUUGAUCCAGGGUCGACUGUAACUGUUUCAGUAAUGCUACAGCCUUUUGAUUAUGAUCCAAAUGAGAAGAGUAAACACAAGUUUAUGGUACAGACGAUUUUUGCUCCAUCAAACACUUCAGAUAUGGAGGCUGUGUGGAAAGAAGCAAAACCUGAUGAACUGAUGGAUUCCAAAUUAAGAUGUGUAUUUGAAAUGCCCAAUGAAAAUGAUAAAUUGAUUGAUAUGGAGCCUAGCAAAGCUCUUCCACUGAAUGCAUCUAAACAAGAUGGACCUAUGCCAAAACCACAUAGUGUUUCACUCAAUGAUACCGAAACAAGAAAACUAGUGGAAGAGUGUAAAAGACUUCAGGGAGAAAUGAUGAAAUUAUCAGAAGAAAAUCGACACCUGAGAGAUGAAGGUUUAAGGCUCAGAAAGGUAGCACAUGCAGAUAAAUCUGGAUCAAGCUCAGCCAUGUCUUUCAGAGAGAAUGUCACCAGUCCUCUUCCUUCACUUCUUGUUGUAAUUGCAGCCAUUUUCAUUGGAUUCUUUCUAGGGAAAUUCAUCUUGUAGAGUGAAGCAUGCAGAGUGCUGUUUCCUUUUUUUUUUUCUUGACCAGAAAAAGAUUUGUUUACCUACCACUUCAUUGGUAGUAUGGCCCACGGUGACCAUUUUCUUUGUGUACAGCGUCAUAAUAGGCUUUGCCUUUAAUGAUCUCUCACGGUUAGAAAACACAAUAAAAACAAACUGUUCGGCUUCUGGACAAAUUGUAUAUUAUCAGAUCAUCAAUAGCAGGUGUCAGUUGCACAUUCAGUCCUUUAUGAAAUUCAUAAAUAAAGAAUUGUUCUUUCUUUGUGGUUUUAAUAAGAGUUCAAGAAUUGUUCAGAGUCUUGUAAAUGUUAUUUUAAUAAUCCCUUUAAAUUUUAUCUGUUGCUGUUACCUCUUGAAAUAUGAUUUAUUUAGAUUGCUAAUCCCACUCAUUCAGGAAUAUGCCAAGAGGUGUUCUGUGGGGAAAUGGUGCCUCUUACAGUGUAAAUUUUCUCCUUUACCUUUGCUAAUAUCAUGGCAGAAUUUUUCUUAUCCCUUGUUGAGGCAGUUGUUGACUGAGUUUUUCAUCCUUACAAUCCUGUCCCAUGGUAUUUAACAUAAAAAAAUAAAACUGUUAACAGAUUCUUGCUGGGUAGCCUGUUUGUGUCUCUUGUAUCAUUAGAAGGGGAUACCUAAGAAUUAUUUUGUGUAUAACAAUUUGAGACUAGUAAUGCAUUACCUCUGCACUUAAGCUUAUUUAUUUGGCUUAUUCUGAUAUUUGUAAUUAAAUCUGGAAGAGAAAAAAAAACACAAAAUGAAACAUGUUCUUAUAAGGAAAGGAAAGUGAUGAUAAAUUUUGUUGCUGCUUUCAGUGUUAUGGACGAUGAUAGUCUAUCUUCACCAUGAUCAUUUGAAGCACAAAAAUCUAUGGGGAGAAAAGCAUUUUAAUUAUAGUAAAAUUAUGCUUAUGUUUAAAUGUCUGUAUUGCAUUGAAUGUGCCACUGUCCUAUCAGUUUCUUUUGGUGUCUUCCCGAAGGAGACUAAUUCUCCUUUAUUAUAGUCAAGUACUUUAAAGCCACGAUAAUCAUUUUUUAUCAACUUUAUAACUUAUUUUAAAAUAUUAAAGCUAGGUGUAUUUCCCUCUCAAUUUUACACGCAAAAUAAAUUUCCACAAUGGAAAGUUUUAAAGAUUCUUCCUGAAAAAUGAAUUAACAACUCUUCGCAAAUUUGUUAACCACGUAAACAAACCAUUCUCAAUUUAAGAAUGCAUUUAUGGGGUCUGAUACUUUUCUGCACCUAGUCUUCUGUCUUCAUUUCAUUCAUAUUAAUUGUAGGUAAUAAUAGAGCAAGAAAACAGUAAUUGGAACUGAUUGUAAGGUAGUACAUCUGAAUCUUAAUAAAUGAAUAUGUGAUUUUUUUUUUAAUGUGCCUAAGUGAAAGUGAAGCAUAUUAGUCUUCCUGGCUUGUGGGACUUGAUGUGGUGCAGUGAAGUAUAUUAGGCCUGGUUCAAAAUGCACAUUUUAUAAGUUGAGUGUGAAAUUUUCUAGAGAAGACAGUAUUUUGGUUCCUUUGAUUUCCAGUUUUCUUUAAUGGACAGAUCACAUGUAUCAAUGUUAUUAUUAUUGCUCUCUGGUAACUUCUUGCCUGUGUGCAAAGACAACCAUGAAAUGUACAAGUAAUACUUAACUUUCACCAUUAGCAUGCAACCGCAAGAUACUUCCAUGGUGUAUGCUCUACUCUCUUUGUACAAGUUUCCUCCCAUUCUGAUAACUGGAAAAGCAUGCUUAAGAGGUUUACAUUUUCAUUACAUAAAUUUGAAAGCAUAAUCCCUUGGCCUAAAGUUCUGUGUUUUUAACUUUAAAUUGGUGAUAUUUAUAUAUUAAUACCUGAUACUUCACAAGCCCCCCCCGCCCCCAAAAGUUAAAUGUCACAGAGAAUGCAAUGAAAUUCUGGAGGUUAUGGAACAGAAUUAUACGUUUUUGAAGAGAACAUAGAAAUCAUUAGGACAACACAAUCCCUUCAUUUUACAUGGGACAACUAAGACCAAAGGAGGCUAAUUAAACUCCCUGAGGUCAUAAAAGUUAGAUCCACCUGAAUGGGGUGGAUUCUGUGUCUGAGACUUAGGUCUUCUUAUUCCCAGGCCAGUGCUGUUUCCAAUACUUUAGUAAACAGUGGUUUCAUCAUAAUGGGAGAGAAGAAUUAAAAUAAUUAGUGUGAGAUUCUAUUUUAAUGGGUAUAUCGGUAGUUUCAUAUUAAUGGUGGAUUUGUAUUACAAAUAUCUUUGUUUAAUAGUCUGAGAUAUAGGUUUGACCUCAUUGCUUAUCUUAGGAAUGACCACCUGACAUGGUAUCAAAACUUAUGAAAUUGAAUCUAUUUUUAAAUGGCUAAUAUAUAAGAUUAAUUACACAAUGGGUGAUCAUGCACUAUUAUGUGGUUUAGGAAGCAUCAACAAAAUAAAUGUGCACAUAGGCAUCUUAACCCAGUUUAUAUACCACAAGGUGCUUUAAUAAUGUAGCGGGGGACUGUCUCUUGGUUUCUAGUAAACUCUUCAUAGCUGUAUAAAAAAAUGUAAUGCUCAUUUAUUUUGCUAUCAGGAGUUACCUUGAAAAAGUCCAACUGUUUAGUGAAUUAUGGAAUAUGGAUUAAAUUGUUUGUCUUUGUUCCUUACAUGUUUAGAUUUUUUUUUGCUUUGCCUGCUUACUUGUGUAUGUAAGCAUGGGGAAAUACAUCAUUGCUAAUAGUUAGACUUACAACCAAGUGACUUAAGGCCUUAAGUUCAUGUUAUGCUAAAUGCACUACUUUCUUUCAUUCUUUCUAUAAUUAAUGUACCCUAACUAUGCCCAUUUUCUUGUAUUUACAAGAAACAUAUGAUUUGUAUUCUGAAUGUGUAGUAUGUUUUUAAAGUUUUUUUAAAGAUGCUGAAAUGGCACUUAGAAAAAAAAUGUAGUGUAAAAGGUUCAGAAAUCCUGGCAAAUGAAAAUUAUAUUCUUAAUCCCUGAAGUAGUUUAGAUCAGUAUUUACCUUGUCAUUAAAACUGGUAUUAUCUGGUGAGGGGGAUGUUUUUAGAAUGUGAUCUCUUAAAAUGUGCCACUUAGAAAAACAAAUUUUGACAAGACCAAAAUCAUUCUUGUGGGAUACACUGCAAAAUUGUACUCUCCUCCUCACUUUAGAUGCAUUCAGUUAAUAGUAUGCCCAGAGCUUGUCACACCUAGCAAAUGAUCUUGGUGUGUGCAGUUUAAAACAAAACAAAACAAAAAACUUGCCCAUUGUCAGAAUUAUAGGUAAAGAUAAAUGCUUACCAGAUGGAAAACAACAAAAUAAGUAGGUAAUGAAUCUUUAUUUUCUAGCUUCCAGGGGGAUAUCAAACAACUGAGUGAAUAAAUAAACUAUUAAAAAUA